Molecule: messenger RNA, 1668 nt
Organism: Rotaria sp. Silwood2
Lineage: Eukaryota; Metazoa; Rotifera; Eurotatoria; Philodinida; Philodinidae
Source: the annotation of a GenBank genome assembly
AUGAAUGAUAUUUGUCUAGAACAUAAUGACCUUGAAGAUAAAAUUCAUUCUUCUACAUCUUUAAAAAAUUGUGAUUCUCACUUUGAUUUGCCAUCAUUAGAAAAUUCUACGAUGGCACAUCUACUUGUUCAACAACAAGCACAUCAAAAGACAUCAACACAAAAUGAAACUCUAGUAUCAAUGGAUCAUACAGUUGACGAAGGAUUAUUUUUCUAUAAACAAGAUUCAACAAGUUUAUUACAUUUUCUUCAAAAAUUUGCAUCUGAACCACAAAUAUCUAUGUAUCAUUCAUCAUCACAGAAAUUUUUAGAUACUAAUUCAAUACCUUUUCCUAUAUCGAAUACAUUUCUAUCGUCAAAUGAACCAAAAGAAGAAGAAGACGAAGUAGAUAGACUCAAUAGUGAUCAAAUUGAGCCGAUAAUUAUAGAAGAUAAAAUUUGUGACACAUUAGACAAUAUUUCAGCAUCAGUAAUGACUGAUGACUCAAAUGAAGAUAGUAUAUUAAGCGUGAACUCUUUGUUAAAUUCUGAACGUCAUUUUCGCAGGCGAAAACGACGUACAUCAUUAACACGACAGUCUUCAUCGAAUGAUGAACCUGAAGUUAUAAAAAUAGAUUCAAUUGAACCAAUUGAUAAUAAUCAAGAAAAAGAAUUAGAUGAUAUUGCAGAAAAUUUACAACGAAUUUCAAUAGAAAAUAUCUCAUCAGAUGAAAAUAAUGAGAUAAAAGAAGAUAUUUCAGUGGAAAAUGGAGAGUCAAGUGAUAAAACUACUCCUAGUCGAUUUCGAACACGAAGAUUACGGUCUCGUAUAUAUCAUCAACCAUCUUCAACAUCUGAAGAGUCCACAAUUGAUAAUAGUGUUAAUUUUUUUGUACCUACUGAAACAACUAUUUCUCCACCACCUUCUACACCACCUUCGUCGCCAACCUCAGCAACACCAAAUUUAUCUGUAUCUAAUAGCAAUCUAAAACGUACAAGUUCUAUUGGAACAACAAAGAAGAUGGUUCGUUUUGCUGAUUCAGUUGGUCGUCAAUUGGCGCAAGUGCAAUAUAUUCAAUCGUUAACUGAUGAUGAUACAACAGAUUUUUCACUUUUAAAAAAUAAUCUUUAUAUACCAAAGUCAUUAAAUUUAGAACAUAAACCCUGGUCAUUUGAUGUUGCAUUAACCUCAAAACAAGUUCCUGAUAUUCGAAUACCAAAAAGAUUUUUUUGUUUAUAUCGUCAACCAAAUUCUGAACAUCCUGAUAUUUAUUUACAUGAAAUAUGGAAAUCACAAGUUAAAUUAGAACAUGCAGGUAUGCGUUUAAAAUCAUCAAUAACCGGUGAACAAUUUCUUUAUGGUACACUAUGGGUAACAAAUAGUGGUUAUUAUAAAAAUGUAACUAUUAAAUACACAUUUAAUCAUUGGUUAAAUGUAUGUGAAUAUGAAGCUCAACAUUGUUGUCAUUCAAAUGAUUUUCGUAAUACAGAUCAAUUUGAAUUUCGUAUUGAUUUUCCACAUGACGUUGAUAGAAUUGAUUUUGUUAUUCGUUAUCGUGUCAAUGGACAAGAACAUUGGGAUAAUAAUGAAGGAAAAAAUUAUACAUUAGAAACUGAAACUGCUUAUACACCACAAACAACAAUUUCAUUACCACAUGAUUGUAAUUUUAAUGAAAUGAGAUUUUAUUAG